This is a messenger RNA of Xenopus tropicalis (tropical clawed frog), 985 nucleotides long. It is a transcript of the gene or5ar13, whose product is annotated as olfactory receptor family 5 subfamily AR member 13. The transcript has a single exon. Gene Ontology annotation, cellular component: plasma membrane; membrane. Lineage: Eukaryota; Metazoa; Chordata; Amphibia; Anura; Pipidae. The coding region runs from base 1 to 921 and encodes 306 amino acids. The record is from RefSeq and is a predicted model, not a curated record. Gene Ontology annotation, biological process: G protein-coupled receptor signaling pathway; signal transduction; detection of chemical stimulus involved in sensory perception of smell. Gene Ontology annotation, molecular function: olfactory receptor activity; G protein-coupled receptor activity.
AUGGAAUUUAUUCUCACUGACUUUUCAGAAGAGCCCAUUCUUCAGAUCCUAUCAUUUGUCUUAUUUCUAUUUACUUACCUGGUUGCAACAGUAGGAAAUGCGAUGAUUAUAUUGAUCAUAAUACAUGUUCCUAAUCUAAGGACACCAAUGUACUUUUUUAUUUUAAAUUUGGGAAUUCUUGAUGUAUGCUAUAUUUCUACCACAGUUCCCAAUAUGCUGGGAAACUCUCUCAAACAGUGGAAGAGAAUUUCCUUUGGUGGUUGUGUGGUUCAGAUGUACAUCUUUCUUAGCAUGGCAGCGACAGAGUCUUUUCUUUUAGUUGCCAUGUCUUAUGACCGAUAUGUUGCUAUUUGUAACCCUUUACGCUACACAGUUAUUAUGAACAGACGGCUCUGUUUACAGCUUGCAGCAACUUCCUGGAUGAUUGGGUUCACCUAUUCUACUAUUCACACUGCAAACACCUUUACACUGAAAUUCUGCAGAUCAAAUGUGAUUGACCAUUUUUUCUGUGACAUUCCACCGCUGUUGAAGAUUUCCUGCUCCAAUACUAAAUUAAAUGAAAUUUUGAUUUUUGUGGUAGGUGCUGUUUUGAUUUUGCCAUGUUUUCCAUUAAUAGUAAUCUCUUAUGUUCAUAUUGUAAGAACCGUAAUGAGGAUCCCAUCUGCCAAAGGGCGUAAGAAAACAUUCUCCACCUGUGUUUCCCACCUAAUGGCAGUCUGCUUGUUUUACCUGACUGGAACAUCUGUGUACCUGCGACCUGCAUCAGCCAAUUCUGCUUUUCAACAAGACAAAAUAAGCGCAGUAUUUUAUACAAUUUUUGUUCCAAUGAUAAAUCCUAUUAUAUACAGUCUGAGGAACAAGGAGUUAAAAGGAGCAAUAAAAACAGUAGUGACUAAAACCUUUCUAUAUAAAAUGCAAUAACACUUGGCCUACAUAUUUUAUACAGAUUAGCUCCAGUCCUGUAUGAUGAUUGAUUUGUAUCUGU